UUGCGAGGGUCUCCUGAUAUCUGAAAUUAAACAGUGGGGAAUGAAUUUCGGCGAACACGAAACUAUGUGUGAUUUAGGCCGAUAACAAUUGGUGUAUACCUGUAUUAGUUGACCAGGUGAGAACAGAGAAUGGUUUAUCCGAGUCUUGAUUGGGGCAUAUAUCUCAUUACACAGACCCACUGUUGGAGGGAAAUAGAACUUCUAAAACUUUUAGUGACUAAAAACGACCACAUCACUGCGGCCAGGCAAAUCGCUAAGAAACUGUUGAUCUACACAGUAGUUUGGCGAUAUUUAAACUUACACUGAUUGAUGUUACAGGUGGGUGCUGAAAACCCCAUUCGAUGUUUGGGAAGUUAAGUGAUAAUUCUCGCUUGCUUUAGAACCAGGAAUAGCAGAAUACGGAGCGAAAACGUCUUUAUGGAAAAACAGUAGCGAACAGGUUUUCGAGGAACGAUUUCAAGAUGGAUCCCGUAUUUGGACUUCCGGUUGUAAAAGAAUCACGGGCAAUGGAAAGUGCAAGGAACCGGAAUAGGACACAACAGCGCCGCCUAGGUUCUCAGUUAACGAAGUUACACUACAAAUUAGAGUGUAGUACGUCACGCAUUUUACAGCAUAAAAACAUUGCACGGGAUCUCUGGAAUACCAUUCAACCUCCCACUCCAAACAAAAAUGUCGUCUGCCCAUCUGGUCUCACUAACCAGGAAAAGUCGGUUUACAAACACAUGCGGAAGUCUGGUCCUCUCAGUAUGUCGCUCGAAGAGUUUGAUAAAAAGAUGGAGGAGUUAAAAUAUAUAAGUGCACAGAGCAGGCAAACGGAUAAAGUUGAAAAUCCGCCAAAGAGGAGGCGUAGGAAUAGUGAGGUGGUAACCGGGAGUACAAGGCGUGGUAGUAUCGUACCGGAUGAGGAUCAGAUUCGCUCCCCACUCCUCAACAGGAAACAUAAGAUGAAGGAGGCCCUGGGACGCUUGGAGACGUCCGAUGUUCGUGUCAAGGACCAGAACAUAACUGAUCAGUACAAAUCAACCUCGCGCAGGCACAGUUCUAUACUUCCGUCCCUCCCAGGCGGAAGUAGAAACGGUGCUUCCGAUACAAACAGGAAUCAUUCCAGUACCUCUUUUCAACGGAGACGAAGCUCCGUAGCUGUGGUUUCUUUGGAAACUCCUCGAAAUGAACGGUUAGUAAGCUCGUCAUCAGACGAAGGAAAACAAACCAUGGAAGAUGUGAAAACUCUCAUGGGACAAUUGGCGAUAAAUUUGACGUGAACGUUUUUGUGAGAUCAACUGACACAUAUUUACCGAAUAUAUAAUGGCAAACCGUCUGCAUAUGUCUUUACGAACGGUCCAAUGUAUUUUGCAUCGGUUAUAAAAUGUUAAGACAUCGCUAUCAAUAUUAACAGAAUAUGGAAGUAAAUUAACGCUGACAUCCCACUUGGUACAUUACAGAUUGAGUGUUAAUAGGUCUUUAAUUCGAAAUCUCUCAAAUGGUUCUUAGCAUUCAUGUACACGAUCGUAUCAGGUUGUGUGUGUUAUAAGUCGGUGCUUCUUAACAUACAUAUACACGAUCGUAUCUGUUUUCGUAUGUCAUAAGUCGGUGGUACUUAACAUAUAUGUCCACGAUCGUAUCAAGCUGUGUGUGUUAUAAGUCGGUAGUCCUUAUAAACUUAACAUAUAUGUAAACGAUCGUAUCUGAUUUUGUAUGCCUAAGUCAGUGGUUCUUAACACAUAUGUAAACGAUGUAUCUGAUUUUGUAUGUCAUCAGUCUGUGGUACUUAACAUAUAUGUACACAAUCGUAUCUGGCUGUGUAUGUCAUCAGUCGGUGGUAUGAUUUUGUAUGCCCAAGUCAGUGGUUCUUAACAUAAUAUGUAAACGAUCGUAUCUGAUUUCGUAUGUCAUAAGUCGGUGGUUCUUUACAUACAUGGAUACUAUCGUACUUAGUUGUGUAUGUAAUAAGCCUGUAGUUCUUCACUUAUCUGUAGGUGGUUGUACCCGGUGGUGUACGUCAUAUGUCGGUGGUUCUUAAUAAAAAUGUA
This is a messenger RNA of Mizuhopecten yessoensis (Yesso scallop), 2030 nucleotides long. RefSeq lists its product as uncharacterized. NCBI's taxonomy places the organism in Eukaryota, Metazoa, Mollusca, Bivalvia, Pectinida, Pectinidae. The transcript is spliced from 2 exons. The record is from RefSeq and is a predicted model, not a curated record. Bases 462 to 1262 code for a protein of 266 amino acids.